CUCUCCAUUGCUUAGCAAUAACAAACACCAACACCUUUCAAAAUGAAAUCGUUCAUCGUAUUCGCUCUGUUCGUGGCCGCGGCCGUCGCCGCCCCAGUCUCCCCCGACGGUGAUGCCCAGAUCCUGCGGUACGAUAGCGACAACAUUGGUGUUGAUGGAUUCAACUACGCUUACGAGACCUCCAACGGAAUCAAGGGUGAGGAAACCGGAGUGCUUCAAAACGUUGGAUCCGAAGACGAGGGCAUCGCAGUCCGUGGAGCUUACUCCUACGUCGGCGAUGAUGGUAAAACUUACCUCGUCACCUACAUCGCCGACAAGAACGGUUUCCAGCCCACCGGUGACCACAUUCCCCAAGCCUAAGCUAAAGUAAUCAGCCCCAACAUCUAGUCCAAAAAUACUCAUCACCCCCCAACCUAUCCCUAAUUAUUCCUCUGUUAAAUCCAUUUCUGUGAUACGAUUCCGAUUUUUGUAUAUUUUGUUAAUAAACUAUUACGUUUUAAUAAUUUAA
Maniola jurtina (meadow brown) is the source of this 508-nucleotide messenger RNA. Its product is annotated as flexible cuticle protein 12-like. Gene Ontology annotation, molecular function: structural constituent of chitin-based larval cuticle. The record is from RefSeq and is a predicted model, not a curated record. The coding region runs from base 43 to 360 and encodes 105 amino acids. Gene Ontology annotation, cellular component: chitin-based extracellular matrix. Lineage: Eukaryota; Metazoa; Arthropoda; Insecta; Lepidoptera; Nymphalidae. The transcript is spliced from 3 exons.